GCCACGAUCUUUCGUAGCUUGUGCACUUAAGUGCAAUGGUAAUGAUGAGGUUGUAAAUUGAUUAAAAUAAAUUUGAUCCGACAAAAGUACCAUUUCAAAGUACUCAUAAAUAGAAAGUUUAUGAGACUAUCAAAAGGUAAUCUAAAUUUGCCCAAAACUUUAAAUUAAAGAAAAUGCAGUUGUAGGGUUAUAUUUGAUACAUAUCUUUAAACAUUGGCAUUUAGAUAGCACUUAAUUAAUUCUAAAGAUUUUAAAACAAAAUCAUUUCAUUGAUUGUAACAUAUUCGUGUCGUAUGGAUGUUUGAAUAGAGUAUCGAAAAUAUUAUAUAACGUCUGUGAUAUGGUGUAUCAAAUGUGAAUUGUGUGGUUAUUAGGGUACGAUUUUUAUUAUUAUGUUAGAAGAUACUUCAGCAAAAACUUACUAAACACUACACAGUGAUUUCUUGCACGUAACAUAAAUUAAAAAAUCAUUCACUAGGGUUUAAGCUGUGAAAUAUUUUAGAUCCAAAAUAUAAGUGAAAAUGUCUAAAACGAAGACAGUAAUAAAACUGGUACCACCCGAUGGAGGCUGGGGAUGGAUGGUAUUACUUGGCAGUGCUGUUACUAAUAUCUUCAAUCAGGCAAUGUUCUCGCAAUUUAGUUUAUUAUAUGGUGACAAAUUACAAGAAAUGGGACAUCGAACUACAGGAGCAGCGAUGGUUCUGAGUGUAAUGCUUUGCGUAAUAAAUUUCGGUGGACCGUUUGUUGGGGUUUUGGUCAAACUAAAAUCACCAAGAUUCGUUUGUGUCACCGGAUCAGUUAUAUGUGCUUCGGGGAUAUUUUUGAGUUCAUUUUCAACAAACAUAGUCCACCUGAGUUUAAGUUACGGAGUUGUUUUUGGUGUAGGAUUAGGAUUCAUACAAAAUGCAUCGUUCGUAGCCAUUAACAGUUACUUCAAAUUGAAAAAGAGUAUUGCAGUGGGCAUUGCAAUGACAGGCACUGGGAUUGGACAAGCUAUAAUGCCACACGUGGUGCAAUAUUCUUUGGAUAAAUUUGGCUUUAGCGGUGCAUGUUGGCUUCUUUCAGCACUUUGUUUACAUGGAGUUUGUGGAACACUGUUAAUGCAACCAGUUGAGUGGCAUAUGAAAAAAAUAGAAGAGGAGGUUCUUAUUGAAGAAGAAAAAAUCGAAAUGAAUAAAUGUCAAACAGAUAUAGAGGAUGAUCAACCAGCAAAAAUGUUUACUAAAGACAACUCGCAAUUAAAAAAAAGAAGUACUCUAAAUGGUUUUUCUGAUGAUUUCAAAACAGGAUCUUUAAAUAAAACACCGGAACUAAAGAAAAAUGCAUUAGAAAGGAUUUACGAAUUAUUUGACAUAUCCCUAUUAUCAAGUCCACGUUUUAUUAAUGUUAUUAUCGGAAUCGGUUUAACGUAUAUUUCGAUUCAGAAUUUCGGCAUGUUGUUCCCAUUUUUCUUACUGAAUAUAGGUAUGAGCAGAAAUGAAACGGCUACAUGUAUGUCUGCAGUGGCAUUAGCUGACAUUUUUGGAAGGCUUAUUGUACCACAAGUCCAAGUUAGAUUAAAAUUGACAGCUCGGUUGACGCUGUUUUUAACAUGCAUUUGGAUAAUAAUAACCAGGCAAAUGUUAGCAUAUCAAACAGAUUUGACAUCCAUAUUAGUUUUAUCUGCGUUGUAUGGCAUCGGACGGAGCAUGGUCAUAGUAGCAAGGAAUUUGACUAUAACUGAGCAUUGCAGAGUCGACCAAGUACCCUCUGCCGUCGGACUUGGUAUGUUAUGCCUGGGCAUUAUAUCUCCGCCUAUAGGAUAUUUCCUAGGUUGGAUUAGAGAUUACACAGAAGACUAUAUAGCAUGCAUAUCUGCCCAAAAUGCCUUACUAAUAUUAUUUUUGAUUAUAUGGCUUCCGGAUAUGUUAUUGCAAUAUUAUAAAAAGAAAAAGAGUAAUGCAGAAGAUGUUUAAGUGAAUACUCAUGUAAAGAAAUCUCGUUAGUUACAAUAAUCACACGUUUCUAAAAAAUCUGUAUGCGAGAGAGAUUAUUGGAGAAUAUUAUUUUUGUGGAACGUGGGAGAAAUAAGCAGGCAGCUCAUUUUAAAGUACCAUAGACUUUUGCGACACCAGGGCUUACGAGUGCAUGGGCGGGCUUCAAGAAUGAAUUACGUUUUUUUGUUUAAAAGGUCCAAAGAUUUAUUAGUGAAAUACCCUAACAGCUGUGCCACUUAUUGUUUGUAUGCGGGUAAAAGUACUUAAAAACGCUAUGUCAUAGUAUCGACGUCAGUAUAGAUAUGUGAACCGAUGAUAAAAAAUAUAAUCGUAUAAGUGUAUAUCGUUUUUCAUCAAUUCUAUUUUAUGAUAGUGAGAUAUUAUGAAUUGUUUUAGCUAAGCUUUUUAUGUGAGUGUAUAUAGAAUGUACUAAUACGCACUACUAUAAGUGUAAGUAGUUUGUAAAAUGAUUACUUUAAAAAAUCAAAAUAAAAUUAUUAAUGAAACCUCA
This is a messenger RNA of Pieris napi, 2487 nucleotides long. RefSeq names its product monocarboxylate transporter 2-like. Lineage: Eukaryota; Metazoa; Arthropoda; Insecta; Lepidoptera; Pieridae. The transcript has 7 exons. The record is from RefSeq and is a predicted model, not a curated record. The coding region runs from base 522 to 1955 and encodes 477 amino acids. Gene Ontology annotation, biological process: transmembrane transport; monocarboxylic acid transport. Gene Ontology annotation, molecular function: monocarboxylic acid transmembrane transporter activity.